Messenger RNA from Mya arenaria, 549 nucleotides. RefSeq lists its product as uncharacterized. The coding region runs from base 1 to 549 and encodes 182 amino acids. The record is from RefSeq and is a predicted model, not a curated record. Lineage: Eukaryota; Metazoa; Mollusca; Bivalvia; Myida; Myidae. The transcript has a single exon. Gene Ontology annotation, molecular function: nucleic acid binding. Gene Ontology annotation, biological process: DNA integration.
AUGGUGGACCAAUUCACCAAGUGGGUGGAAUGUAUCCCUCUUCCGAAUAUGACAGCAGAAGAAACUGCCAGAGCAGCAGUAGAUCAGUUUUUCAGUAGAUUUGGGUGUCCAUUCCAGAUUCUUUCUGACCGCGGAACAAACUUUGAAAGUAAGUUGUUUGCUGAUGUCUGUGACUUGUUGAAAAUACAUAAGUCCAGGACAACACCAUAUCGACCAUCGGCUAACGGUCAGGUAGAGAGAUAUAACCGGACAUUGAUGGAUGCUGUGAGAUGUGCAGUCGAACGACAUCAUGGGAUGUGGGAUCUUGUUGUGCCACAAAUUGCAGGUGCAUUACGGGCUUCUGUAAACCGUCACACGGGCUACACUCCGAAUAGGAUGAUGUUGGGUAGAGAAGUGUGUAGCCCGGUUGAACUAGUGUUUCCAGUGGAUCAUCCGGAUGUGAUUGAUGAGGAUUCUUACGUGAAGCACUUGGAGGAAUCACUGAAAGUGUCUCAUGAAGCAGCACGUAAGACCCUUAAGAGGAGUAUUGAGAUCAUGAAAAGAGAUUAA